AUGGAUAUGGAUGACAAUGCACCUGCCAUAAACUUCAACUGGAGCCUGAACUUUAUACCUGCGGUUGGUGAACAGCACACCGGAGCAGAGCAUCACGAGGCAGCUUCAGUGCUAUUCUCACAAGCGGUUGCCGUUGAGCUGGUCACCGUUGAGCUGGUCGCCGUUGGAGUCAAGAUGCCUAGAAAUGGCACUUGA
Pseudogymnoascus destructans is the source of this 195-nucleotide messenger RNA. RefSeq lists its product as uncharacterized. NCBI's taxonomy places the organism in Eukaryota, Fungi, Ascomycota, Leotiomycetes, Thelebolales, Thelebolaceae. The coding region runs from base 1 to 195 and encodes 64 amino acids. The transcript is spliced from 2 exons. The record is from RefSeq and is a predicted model, not a curated record.